Molecule: messenger RNA, 402 nt
Organism: Adineta steineri
Lineage: Eukaryota; Metazoa; Rotifera; Eurotatoria; Adinetida; Adinetidae
Source: the annotation of a GenBank genome assembly
AUGGAUACAAGUAUUUCACUUACAGAUAAUUCCAUAAUUACAAAUCAUAAUCAACAAAAACGACAUAUCAUGAUAAGUUAUGAUCGUUCAUCGAUAAGAACUUGUCGAAAAAUCUAUAAUCGUCUUAUAGAACGAAAUUAUAAAGUAUGGAUGGAUCUUGAACAUAUGUUUGAUGAAAUAUUAGUUGCUAUGGCACAAGUAAUCAAAAAUUCUUAUAUUAUCCUUCUUUGUAUUAGUCAACAGUAUUAUGAAAGUGAUUCUUGUCGAUUAGAAAAAUUUCAACCUAAAAGUUGGUUAGGCAUUAUCAAAGGUUCGAAUGUUCACAUUGAUUUUUCUUCGCAAGAUGAUUUUGAUGAAUCAUUUGAACAAUUAAUUCGUCAAAUUACUUUUAUUGAAAAAUAA